Molecule: messenger RNA, 588 nt
Organism: Medioppia subpectinata
Lineage: Eukaryota; Metazoa; Arthropoda; Arachnida; Sarcoptiformes; Oppiidae
Source: the annotation of a GenBank genome assembly
UAUCCACCACAACCUGUUUAUACUCAACCAAACACUACACCACAACCGACACCCAAUCUGAGUCCGGGCGGGACCGGCACUAUCACCGAAGAGCACAUCAGGGCUUCGCUUAUCAGUUGCGUUGAAGACAAAGUGAAACAGAGAUAUCGGGAAAAAGAGGCACAAUUUCACGCAGAAAUGGAAGUCUUAAAGAAAACGAGCGAAGAUCUAAAUAAAGGGAAACAAAAAUUAGAGGAUAUUAUGAGACGAAUGGAAGACGAAAUGAUCGAAAUAAAUGACUCGAAACAAGAAUUGAGUGCUAAAAGCGCUCAACUCUCAGAAGUGAUCAGUAAAUGCGAUGACAAAGAAAAAACUGUAGACAUCGAUGAAGUGUUUGGUCCGACACAACCUCUUUAUAAACAAUUGUUGAACUCUUUCGCCGAAGAGAACGCUAUCGUCGACGCCAUCUAUUACUUGAGCGAAGCCCUCCGUAAAGGUGUCAUUGAUUUAGAAUUGUUUUUAAAGCACGUGAGAGAACUGUCUCGAAGACAAUUCAUGUUAAGAGCACUGAUGAGAGUUUGCAGAGAGAAGGCCGGACUCCCUGUCUAG